Messenger RNA from Habropoda laboriosa, 2244 nucleotides. RefSeq lists its product as uncharacterized. The record is from RefSeq and is a predicted model, not a curated record. The coding region runs from base 385 to 2244 and encodes 619 amino acids. Lineage: Eukaryota; Metazoa; Arthropoda; Insecta; Hymenoptera; Apidae. Gene Ontology annotation, molecular function: nucleic acid binding. The transcript is spliced from 7 exons.
CACACCAGCGUGAAACGCGAGGUGCUGGUGUGCGGCCCGAUGCCGCAGUAUCUACUACCACCACACCGAUCUCCUAUAGAUUUUCAAUUAGUCCGCGCGUAACGUGGAAAAUAAUGUACCACCACAACACCUGCUGACCGUCCACCUCGCGAAACCUCGUACUUCUCGUCACGUUCGAGGUCCCUCAAUUCCGUUUCAAGAGAAACACAUUUCUGACUCUGUGAUUUCGACGAGACAGCUAACUCAACCGAUAUAGAUACUGGAACACAAAUCGAUCUCCUUCCCAACAUCGUGUGCGUGAACAGUGCUAACCGUGGAGCACCAGAACGAUGUCUGGUGGUCAGUGACGGGCUCCUCGAUCGGUCCACGGCCGCCACACCGAGGAUGCCACUUUCGAUGAAUCCUGGGACCCUGGUGUCCAGGUUUAUGGCUCUCUCCGCGUUCCUAAUGCACUCAGGUAUCGUGGCCCUACGCAUGACAGCGCUGCAAAUACCUCAGCACGUACUACUGAACGAAACGGUGCGUAUGCAGUGCAACUUCAACCUAGACAAAGAGGUAUUGUAUUCGGUGAAAUGGUACAAGGAUGGCCACGAAUUUUAUCGCUUCGUUCCCAGAGACGAACCCGAUGUUCAGACGUUCCGUGUGCCCGGUGUGAACGUCAACAUUCGCAAUUCCACGGAAAGGUCUGUGGUGUUGAACAACGUGAACCUGACCAGUACAGGGAGGUACCGAUGCGAAGUGUCUGCUGAGGCCCCAGCCUUCCAAACCGUGUCUGAUCAUGCAGACAUGACCGUAGUAGUUCUUCCCGAUGAAGGGCCACGAAUAACGGGUGGCCGUUCCCGAUACCAAGUUGGAGAAGUCGUUUGCAUGAACUGCACGUCCGCACCCUCAAAACCGGCCGCCUUGUUGACUUGGUUCAUCAAUGGCGACCCGGCCGAUACCCAGUACCUGAAGGGACCGCACAUUACCGACGUGGAUGAGAAGGGCCUGGAAACCGCGGUGUUGGGCUUGGAGUUCCGUGUCGCCAACAAACACUUCAAACGAGGCGACAUGAAGCUCAAAUGCUUGGCAACAAUAGCGACUGUCUAUCUGCAGAGCAACAAGGUGAGCGUGGAGGGGGACGAGAGGAUCCUGAAAGCGCCGGUAAUGGAGAGUCGCGAGACCAGGGCGCAGAGCCACACUCGCAACGACUUAAUCAAUGGUAAAGUAAACUUUUACCAUCAUUACUUCGAACAAAAGAGAAAAAACUUCCCCAGAAAAUCAUCAGAUGCCACCACUAACAACAUGGAACCUAUGACAUUGGGAUCACCUGUUGGAAGUCCUGUGCUAAGUCCUGGAGCUCCAAGAACCUCUGCAUACCUUCCAAACUACCUUUUAGGUGAUGCUACAGCGCCAGCUAAAGUGAAUCUAACUAAUCUUCAAGAUACUCCAAAGCAAUUACACGUUGGAAACUUUGGUGUCACUUCUCCACUUUUUUCAUAUAGUACCCCAGACUAUCGUACUAGUCGACAGAAAGCAGUAUUUGGUGGUGCCAGUACUCCCAAUACACCACAAAUAGUUACAGAAAGUCACACUGGUGGACCUCCAACCAAAGGAUUAUUUGAUAGUUUAGAAACUUCUCAGGCUGUAUCACCUUAUGUAUCAGCUGCUAAUCAAAGCACGUCAUGCAAUCAAUCUAGGUUCUUAAUGAACACAAUGAACAGUUCUAUAUUUACGGAAAACCCAUUGAAUCCUAAUGCGAAUGAAUCCCAGGGUCUUCUGCAAUGGGUGACCGUUUUUGGCUUCCCCCCUAGCGAUACAAAUACCGUUUUAGCUCACAUCUCAAGUAGAGUUCGCAUAGUAGACAAACAUCCUGCACCACACUCUCAGAGUAAUUGGAUACAUUUGAAAUGUGCUUCAGAACAAGAGGCUCAAAGAGCUCUUGCGUGUAAUGGAAACAUAGUGUCCGGAUCCAUUAUGAUCGGAGUUGUUCCUUGUACCGAUGAAGGUGUUAUAUUAGGAUCCGACAAAGAAAAUCGUGCGAGAAUAAACGGAAGCGUAAAGUGCUUCUCCAAUCUAGGACGAAUAAAUCAAUCGUCUGAGUAUAAUACACCGCGUACUCCGAUUAAAAUACAAAAAGCAAGACCUUUGGCAGCUGGUUACAAUCAAAAUCUCAGCCCUCAGUCAGUGAGAUCGCCCGAGAAUGUACCACAAAAAUCAACAGGUCUAGUCUCUAAAGCGAUGGAAUACAUGUUCGGAUGGUAG